AUGGCAGCGCACGACAGAGUCAUCCCUCAGGUCGAACAAGAAGAAUACGAUUAUGAGUCCCUUCCACCGAACUUCUCGCUCGCGGCGAAUAUGGCCGCUGGCGCAUUCGCGGGCAUUGCUGAACACUCGGUGAUGUACCCAAUCGAUCUGCUGAAGACACGGAUGCAAAUGGUGAAUCCUACACCCGCCGCGAUCUACACUGGCAUCGGCAACGCAAUCACAACCAUCUCGAGAGCAGAGGGCUAUUUGUCAUUAUGGAGAGGCUUGUCGAGUGUAAUAGUGGGAGCAGGUCCAGCACAUGCGGUUUACUUCGCUACCUACGAGGCCGUGAAGCAAGCCAUGGGCGGUAAUGCCUCUGGCCAUCAUCCGUUGGCAGCAGCAUCCAGCGGCGCAUGCGCGACAAUAGCGAGCGACGCCUUCAUGAACCCCUUCGACGUCGUCAAGCAGCGAAUGCAGGUCCACGGCUCCACCUACCGAUCGAUCGUCGAGUGCGCAACCACAGUCUUCCGGAACGAAGGACUGCGAGCUUUCUACGUUUCCUACCCCACGACACUCAUGAUGACCGUGCCAUACACCGCUUUACAGUUCACCGCCUACGAAUCUCUGACGAAGGUCAUGCAGCGGCAUCGAAGAGUAGGAUACGAUCCGUUGACGCAUUGCACGGCGGGAGGUUUGGCGGGUGGUGUUGCGGCAGCGGCAACUACGCCGUUGGAUGUGGUCAAGACGCUGCUUCAGACACGGGGUACUUCAUCAGAUCCAGAGAUCAGGCAUGCGCGAGGGUUGUUCGGCGCAGCGGGCAUCAUCUGGAGAAGAGAAGGCGCGAGAGGUUUCUUCAAGGGCACAAAUGCGCGAAUUGUCACUUCAGCACCCAGCACGGCGAUCUGCUGGUCGGCAUAUGAGGUUGCAAAGGCGUACUUCAUCCGGGUGCAGAAUGAGACGACUUGA
Molecule: messenger RNA, 945 nt
Organism: Saxophila tyrrhenica
Lineage: Eukaryota; Fungi; Ascomycota; Dothideomycetes; Mycosphaerellales; Extremaceae
Gene: MRS4
Product: Fe(2+) transporter
Exons: 6
Coding region: 1-945 (314 amino acids)
Biological process (GO): iron import into the mitochondrion
Cellular component (GO): mitochondrial membrane
Molecular function (GO): ferrous iron transmembrane transporter activity
Source: RefSeq, a predicted model, not a curated record